This is a messenger RNA of Wyeomyia smithii (pitcher-plant mosquito), 892 nucleotides long. RefSeq lists its product as uncharacterized. Lineage: Eukaryota; Metazoa; Arthropoda; Insecta; Diptera; Culicidae. The record is from RefSeq and is a predicted model, not a curated record. Bases 26 to 523 code for a protein of 165 amino acids. The transcript is spliced from 2 exons.
GGAUAAGCGGAAAGCAUUGGUCAACAUGAAGUGGCAGCUCGUUUUUAUUAUCGUUGGGAUAGCAUUUUGGCAGAACACAAUUUCUCAGCAAUCGUCUGCAGCGGAAACGCUGGAAGGAAUAUUGCAUACGUUGUCGGGCGCUCUUAAUCUUGCGAAAAAUCUGCCGAGAACAGUCGACUCUCUGCGACAAUCGCAGCGCGCGCAGGAUGCCGAUCUGGUUCGCGAAAUAACCGAUGUCGUGUUAAGUACCCUGAACGCUACGUCAAUUGCAAUUGGAAAUCUUGCCGCUAGUGCGGAUGUUAGUGGCGAUUCUGUGAAAAUGAACGCCAUCGCGGAUAUUCAGUCUGCUGAACAAUCGUUGGCCCUUCCGGUUGUACAGCUGCAACACGCACUGCAGGAAGUAAGCGCCAAAGGGAUGACACAGGCGUUGAGUAUCCGGUUAGAAUUGAUCGAGAAAACACUACGCGAAAGCACGGUUCAAGUGCAGGCUGAAGUAGCGAAAGCAGAUCGCGUUAAAUUCUAAUGAGGGAAGCACACAUACAUUGAAUGAACUUGUCAAUUGCCAGUUCUAGGAUUUCCCCUCUAGAAACCAGCAACGCAAAAUCAUAAACUAUUUAACAAUUCUUUGAAUGCAAAAUCAUUAAAUAGUGUAAAAAAACUACACCAUCGUUACCUUCACUUAUUUACCAUUAAGGGGUUCUUUCCAUUUUAAUGAAAUAAUAUGAGUUAUUUUAUUUCUGUUGAUCUGUUGGGUCGCUAUCGUAAACCCCACAAACCUCUGCAAAAAUGAAGCGUUUCGGGGAAAGGGCCAUUACUCCACAAAUAAUUGGUAUUUGUUAUGAUCAAACAGGUUUUUUUGUUGUUGAAUAGGUGAACUUUCAGAAAAUUACUA